Messenger RNA from Nothobranchius furzeri (turquoise killifish), 4023 nucleotides. It is a transcript of the gene brd2b, whose product is annotated as bromodomain containing 2b. The record is from RefSeq and is a predicted model, not a curated record. Gene Ontology annotation, cellular component: chromatin; nucleus. NCBI's taxonomy places the organism in Eukaryota, Metazoa, Chordata, Actinopteri, Cyprinodontiformes, Nothobranchiidae. Gene Ontology annotation, biological process: regulation of DNA-templated transcription; chromatin remodeling.
AAAAACGACUUAAAUGUUUUAAUACAAGCUUAAUAAGCAUUUUCUGAUAUUGUGGGCCAUUUCUGUUUUUGUUUCACCGCUGCAUAGUGGGGUUUAGGCUUAGUUUGACAGGCAGGAGGUUUUAGCCAAUGGGAACGCAGGAUCUGUGAUAACGUGACCGGACAAACGCAGCACCUGCCACGUGACAGUCAAACGGAAGCGGGCGGGCGCCAUUUCAUUCUAAAGCUGCAUAGAUCAUCCAGUGCAGCGUCAACGGAGGCAGGAAAAAAAAUUGAAUGGUUAAAAACAGCGCCCUCAGACCAAUGGAAGCGGCCAUCAACCCACCUCACGACAGUGGUGUGAUGGACCAGCAUACCAGCUCAGGCAAACGCAUUCGAAAGCCCUCCCUGUUGUACGAGGACUUCGAGAGCCCCUCACUGCCACAUGCACCCCCUGCCCCUCCGCAGCCCCCAGUGAAGGACCCCAGCCGGCCCGGCCGCAUGACCAACCAGCUGCAGUACCUCCACAAAACCCUCAUCAAGUUCUUGUGGAGGCACCACUUUGCCUGGCCUUUCCACAAGCCGGUGGACAUCUACAGGCUGAACCUGCCGGAUUAUUAUAAAAUUAUCAAACAGCCCAUGGACAUGGGGACAAUAAAGAACCGUUUAGAAAAUAACUUUUACCAAAGUGCGAGUGAGUGCAUUCAGGACUUCAACACGAUGUUCACCAACUGCUACAUCUACAACAAGCCGACAGACGACAUUGUGUUGAUGGCCCAGUCCUUGGAGAAGAUCUUCCUCCAGAAGGUGGCCCAGAUGCCCCAGGAGGAAAUUGAGCUUCCCCCUCCUGCUCCUCGCAACAAAAACAGCCGAGGAAGAGCUUCUCGAGCUCAGCAGGUACCAGCAGUGUCCCAGUCAGCCUACUCGCCUUCUUCUUCAGACACCGGUGACUUCAUGCUGGCCAGCUCUCCUCAGACGGUUCUAACCAAGAGCCUGCCUCCGGCCAACAUCAUGGGUCUGCCACCAACUCAGCCCACCACCAAAAAGAAAGGUGUCAAACGUAAAGCGGACACCACCACCCCCUCCACCAUGGGCUUUACUGUGGCCAUGUCAGGAGCAACACACAUGGUGGGUUUAGGGAAAGGAGGACACGGGGGACAAGUCCACGACACCUCCAUGCACUCCAUCUCCUCGAUGGGAGGCAUGAGCCUGGAGACUCCCCCGGGGAUGGGCCUGGUCAGGAGCCCCGGUGGUCCUGUCCUGCUCCAGCCCAUGAUGGCCGGCACCGGACGCAGGGUGGGCAGCGGACGUCCCAUUAAACCCCCCAACAAGGACUUGCCUGACUCUGUCCAGCAUCAGCCUUCCAAGAAGGGCAAACUCAACCCUCAGCUGAGGUACUGCAGCGGGCUGCUGAAGGACAUGCUGUCUAAGAAACACGCGGCGUACGCCUGGCCCUUCUACACACCUGUAGACACGGCUGCACUGGGACUCCACGACUACCACGACAUCAUCAAGUGUCCCAUGGACCUGGGCACCAUCAAGAGGAGGAUGGACUGCCGUGAGUACAGAGACGCUCAACAGUUCGCCAGUGAUGUCCGACUUAUGUUCUCCAACUGCUACAAGUACAACCCACCUGAUCACGAUGUUGUAGCGAUGGCCCGGAAGCUGCAGGAUGUGUUUGAGUUCCAGUUUGCUAAGAUGCCAGACGAACCACAGAUGGAACACACAGCCAUGUCCAUCAGCAGACAUCAAACGUCUUCUUCAUCAUCUUCGUCUUCCUCCUCAUCAUCAUCAUCUUCCUCCACCUCUGAGAGCGAGCCCAGCAGCGAGAGUGAAGAGAGCGAGAGCAGUCCCAGCUCAGACAGUGAAGAAGAACGAGCCCACCGCCUGGCGGAGUUACAGGACCAGGUGUGCACACAGCUGCGGGCCGUGCACGAGCAGCUGGCUGCCCUCUCCCAAGGCCCCAUCGUCAAGCCCAAGAAGAAGAAAGAGAAAAAAGACAAGAAGGAGAAGAAGAAAAAGAAGAAGGUCGACAAGCGAAGUCGGGGCGGCAGAAGCAGAGCUGGCUCUGAGGAGUGGAAAAUGCCGGGAAAGAUGCUGAAAAGCAAAUCUGCCAAAGCGGGCGGCUCACAGGCCAAGAAGGGCCAGAUGAAAAAGAGCAACAAGAACAGCAAGAUGGCGAAGAAGCCGUUCUACCCUCCGGUGGAGCCUACUUCCAUGCUUCCUCACUACGACUCCGAGGAGGAGGAGGAGAUCGUACCCAUGUCCUACGACGAGAAGCGCCAGCUCAGCCUCGACAUCAACAAGCUGCCAGGAGAGAAACUUGGACGUGUGGUCCACAUCAUCCAGUCCAGGGAGCCAUCGCUGAGAGACACCAAUCCCGAGGAGAUCGAGAUUGAUUUUGAAAUGCUGAAGCCGUCCACGCUGAAGGAGCUGGAGCGCUACGUCAUGACGUGUCUGAGGAAGAAGCCCCGUAAGCCCUACGGUGAGCAAGUAGGGAAGAAAGGCAGCUUGGUUCUGUCUAAGGAGGAGCUGACCCUGGAGAAGCAGAGGGCGCUGGAGAGGAGGCUGCAGGAUGUUAGUGGUCAGCUCAACUCGGUCAAGAAACCCACAAAACCUAAAGUGGAAAAGCCCAGCGCUGUGGAGACUCGCGCCCAGCCGUCACGCCUCAGCGGCAGCAGCUCCAGCUCUGACUCUUCAUCCUCUUCAUCCUCAUCCUCUUCGUCAGACAGCAGUGAUUCAGACUCAAGCUGAGAUGACGAGACGAAGCUUCGCUAACUCAGGGACCUGGGCUGGCCUAGGACACGCGACACCCUGAGACAGAAAGCGGACUCCACGUCUAAACCGAUCGGGUGGAGUUUGUUCUAAUAGAUCUGGAACCCAAACACAAACAAUGCCUUGGUUUCUCCUUUCUCUUGCUUUGUAAAUAUCUGUAGAAAUGUAUGUUUCUUUUAUAAAGAAGAUUUUAUUGUGAUCCCUGAAGAGGGAGGAGUGACGAGAAGACGGGCCUUACUGUUGGCUGACCCUCAUAAUGAAGAGUCACACUGAUCAGUUUAUUCACCCACAUCUCCUCAGAUUUCACCACAAUCUGAACAGCAAGCCUUCGCUUUUCUACAAUCGGACCUCUAGCUGAGCUAAAACGUAGGAUAAACCCUUCGAGUCGUUCGGUCAUCUCAAACGUGGUUAAAACCUCAAAUAAUAAUUAAAAAAGACUGAUAAUGGAUCUAAGAUGUGAUCCAUACCGACUCUGUGCUAGCUUCUGUUGACACGACUCAUUUGUUUGUGCACGACCGUGACAUUUCUGCUCUAGUCUGUUCUUAAAUCAUGUACAGUAGCUCAUGGUGGAUUUAUAUUAUGGUGUAAGGUAAGUUUAACAUACAGUGAUUACAACCUCUUCGGAUUUAAUUGAUUUACUGGUUUCCCGUUUCGUUUCGAACCAAAUUUGCUCCUUAGUAACAGGAUUUUUAAACAUUAUAAAUGUUUUUGAUGCUGUUCUUUAUUAAAGGCACCAAAAGUUCAGGUGAGUUUCUGAGCUGGGUGCAGGUUCCUUCAUGUUCAAGUUCAGGUUUCUCUUUUCAACAUCUAGCUCCUAAAUAUUUAUGCUUUUAAUUUGCUAAGCACAUCUGAAGCACUUGGAAACCUUAAUAUAUUAUUUAAUUUAAAAUUUUUAUUUAUUUGAUUAUAAAAGAACAGACAAAUAAAGGCCAAAUACACAAAAAGCCCCCCACCCCUGAGAGACGUCAAGAGUUGUAAAAAGUUGCAGUUGAAUGUUGACGAAAAGGAAUGCUUGUAAAAUAAAACUUGCUGUAUUUGCCGUUUCACAUGGUAUUCUCUUUAACCUGUUCAGUCUCUUCUUGGUUAUCAUUUCUAUUCAUUUCCACAUCAUUCCAGUUUUUUUAUUUUAUCAAAGCUUCCAUUUAAACUGCUCACCUUUUCUUCCAUCUGACCGUUUCUCUCUCCUGUAGAAAGUUUGUGAGGUUUGUUGUGUGUGUUUGAGUCUGUUUGACAUUUCUAGUUUAUAAUAAAACUAUUGUGUUGAACUUCA